AUGCUGGACAUCUCCGAUGAGCAGAGCAAGCUGCAAAUAAAGUUCCUAAAGGCGCUUGACCUGUUCUGCAUUUUUAAAUUUAUCAUCACCAAUGACGUAAAGAUACACGAAAGGGAGACGUACGACCUGCUGAGAAGCAUCCUGAACACGUAUUCCCUCAUCAGUAUCAAAAAUCCGUCUAGGGAAAUAUUUUCCGAAGCGGAAAAGAUAUACAAGAAAUACUUUUGCAGCAAUGGGGAAGAGACGAGUACAUCUGCCUCUGCCGGUUGUGAAGCGGAACUGGUGCCAGACUCAGAGAAGGCUCAACGGAAUGGCCCCACUGCCCUGAACAGCAACACAUAUAAUGGGGUGAGCAGCGCACAGAAGGGGAUGCACAACGCAGGGGAAAUCUUCACGAAUGACUCCCUCUUCUCGAAACACCUAAGUAACAAGCAAAUAUUUCAAUUCUUUAAAUUCCCUAAAAGCAAAAAAGUGGGGGACUAUGUUAACAAGUGCUGCGUGGACGAACUCAUAAACGAGCCAUUAAAUAUAAAUGUAGGUUUCGUCAAAUUUGACAAGAAAAAAAGACGAAAAAAAAAAAGGAAGAAACCCAAAAAAGGGACAGUUAACAUUCCUACAAAUUUGUGUAAAUAUAGCAGCGACUCAGGGAUACAUAAUUCUCGCCACAAAAACUCUUGUAGUUGUCUCGACCAAUCAAAGGAAGACUAUAAAAUUUCUACAAAGUAUUUUAAAAAAGUCGUCAAUGAAGAGGACCUAUCCGUUUCUGAUUCGUCGGAACGAUUUCCCAAUUUGAGAAAUUCAUUUGUUAAAGUUCCUGCCACUAGUUACUUCGGCUUGAAUAACUCCAACUGCUAUAUCUCGGAGGAUGAAUCCGAUUAUAACUACUACAGCGAGAAUACCAAUAGGGACGACGCGGAGAGGGAACCCCACAAGAACAGAAACGUCAAGCUGCGGAAUCAGUACCUCUCGGUGAAGCUCUCCUUGUACAACUCGCGUCUGUGCAAUAGCGGCGGGAAGGCGGACUCGGGGAGUGCAAUGGAGAGUGGCCUCUCCAACGGGGACAGCGCCGUUAAGCUCGCGAAUUACGCGAACUACCAUGGCCACGCCAACAGAGAAAAAGGUGCAACUGCCGCAACUGCCUCUAACGGUGCAACCGCUUCAAACGGAGCAACCGCUUCAAACAGAGCAACCGCUUCUAACGGUGCAAACCACUUUUACGACGAGACCUCCAUGUGCUUCAACCACUUCUACGAAAUACACAACAUCCUCAACCGAGACCCCAACGGGCUGCGAAAAAUAAAAAUUAUGAUAAAAAAGGACAUCGGAACCAUCAACAUAUCCCCCUUCUACGUAAACUUCGACUGCACCAGAAUAUUUAAAAAAGUCUGCAGAGCUUUUAACUUCACCAAUUUUGAUUACAAGAAUCAAGGAGUCUACCAGAUUAUUAACUCCUGUUUCAGUACGGCAAAAUCGAGGGAAAUUUUAAAACACAUUUUUCUAGACGACCUUUAUGAGCAGCAAGAAAUAUUUGAUAGCGAAGUGAAUGGCAAAAAGAAUGCCAGGAAAAAAAAUCUGUUCAAGAUGAGGAAUAAAGAGCAUGUUUUAGAAAUGCUGGACGAUGAGAAAAGGAUUAACGUCUUGUAUUUUAUUAAUCGCUUCUUAUAUUCGCAGAAAACGCCUCUCUCCAAUUUGUUUACAAGUCAGUCCCUAGGAAGUGGCGGGAAACCCCUGGAGGACCAGGCCUUCGAGAGGUCAAGGCGGUCGAAUGAGUGGGUCCAGCCGCUCCCACGGCAACAGCAGGAACAAUCUCCAUCACCGCAACAACAGGAACAGUUACCUCCACCGAUGCAGGCGAGCCCCUUCUGCGCGCCCGACGACGACCCCCCCUUCGACGAACUCACCAUCGAUUACCUACUCUUCCUAAUGGUCUUCGAAAAAAAAAUUGACGAGAAGUUUCACAAAUACCUGCUGCAGAAGAUUGACUCGUGCAGGGACUACUUGUCAGCAGAGGGGCAAGAUAAGACGGCCCUCGAUGCCACCUACGUCUCCGCCGCCACCGCAUCGUCGUCCGAUUCGGAACCGGAUCGAAGUGCCCCUCACCACAAGGUCCGGAAGAUUGAAUGUAGUUCCUUCCAUCACCUCCAUGGGCAAGUUGAGAAGAAGCAGGUGAGCGAUACUGAUUCAUCCCAUGUUACGCAAAAUCGCCUUGAGGAGUUUAAACGUGAGGAAACUUCUUUUGGAAGAGUUGGAGGAAGCCGCAUUGUUCAUGAUGGUCACCUUGUGGUAGGGGACAAAAUGGAAGCCGCUUUACCAUCGGGGGGGAGAUACCCCUCAUCCAUCGUCAACAGGGAGUUAACUUCCAUUGGCUCGUUUACGUCCCUCACGUCCGUCGCGACACAGGUGACCAUAACGACGCAGGAUAGUAUCUCCACGCAGAGUGCCAUCUCAACGAACGGUACCAUCUGUCGGCAGGCCACCCCUGCGUCGGACAAUGCCAACAGCCCCUGCCGCAUGAGCAGUUGGGUGACUCCCCCCACACUCUGCAGCGCGAACAGCGUAACGUCAAGUGGGAUUUCCCUGACCAAUACACUCGCCACAAACGGGAUCCAAGACGAAACCGUAAUUGCUCCUCCCCCGAAGGUGGCAUAUAUCCAAUCCAAGUGGAACGAAUGUCAAAAGGAAACGCAACUUGUAAAAAAAACGAAUGAGCAGAUAAGUGAUUGCACGAAGAGCACCAAGAAGGAUGACUACGAAGAAAUGGAAAAUGGGAUAGAAAACGGGAUAGAAAACGAGAUAGAAGACGGGAUCGAAGACGGGAUCGAAGACGAUGAACAGAAUUAUUACGAACAAUUAAAAAACACAGAUACUCCAUCUGAAAUAGAACCCAAAUAUAAGAGCAAAGCAAAAUACAAAUCGGAACUUCAAAACGAAAUAACCCUCCUAAAAAGCAUAAGACCCUUCCCAACAGUGUACUGGUUAAUCAAUAAAAACAUGUGUGGUUAUAUUUCCCACUUGGAAAAAAUGAAUAUAAUAAAAAAUAUAGAAUACUUCGUAAAUUGCAAGAAGGAAGAAUUCCGCCUGCUCAGAUAUUAUCUCAUCUGUGACCAUCUCAAAUACAUAAUCAUUCGGUUGAGACAUAUCAACAAGAGGAUCUUGCGGUUCUUUUACAACUUAUUUCUAAAUAGUCUUAAUUUUAAGAAACAGUUCACCCCGGAUGACUGCAACCAUUGUAUAUCUUCCAUUUAUUCAAAUUCUUUUGACUUCUCACCUCAUAUGUUAAGUGAAUUCAUACAUUCCUAUCAGAUUGAUUCUCAAGUUAUUACCGAAAUCCUUCGGAAGAUCAACACACUACGGGUUAAAGGAAUUGGAGGCAUUUCAAACUUCUUAACCGUUAAAUGUAUACACCUUUAUUUUGCUUCUCAUUUGUCUUAUCCGAAUACCAUUGGAUAUAUUUUGGAGGAAUUUUUCAAGUCCUAA
Molecule: messenger RNA, 3477 nt
Organism: Plasmodium inui San Antonio 1
Lineage: Eukaryota; Apicomplexa; Aconoidasida; Haemosporida; Plasmodiidae
Exons: 1
Coding region: 1-3477 (1158 amino acids)
Source: RefSeq, a predicted model, not a curated record